UUUAGAUUCACGAGGUACAGCCCCUAGCAGUACGUCUUGUCUCAGGCCACAAGUAGAUGGCGUCUGACUACACUACAACACAACCAAUACAGCAAGAUAGCUGAGUCACAUAACUAGGUAGGCUACUGUGGAAAAAGCAACAAUACAGAAACGGGUGUGAACACGGCUAUAGAAGCGCCUGGCAAUUAUCGGGAAUCGUCUUGAAGAUGUUGUCCAUAACGUUGAAGACUCUUCAGCAGCAAACGUUUAAAAUCGAAAUAGAUCCAGAACUAACGGUGAGUAGGGGAAGUUAGUGACUCUGGUAAAUACGCUUGAGGCCGGGGGAGAGGGGCUGGGAGCAACCAGGGCCUUGGUCAAUGCGAUCUAAUCAGGAGAGGGGGGUGCUAUUUUAUAUCAUGUUUUCAUUGUUCAUGUCACAUUGUAACAGUUGGGUGUUUGUGUCAAAUCGCGAUUUUCGUUGCGUUUGAGAGAUUGCCUGGCUGUAUCCUCAUGAAUGACGACGCAAUAUUUCACGAGCCCGGUCUAGAUACCAAGGAGGCGCUCUCGUGUACCCCUUUUUCUGGACUAUAGGAAUCGGGUGGAGGGGGGCGUUCUGUACAUUUGUUAUGACAAAAGUGUGUAUUUGUUAAUGCACUUUAGGCCUACAUCGAAUUUGUGUUUUGUAUAAAAGAGGCUGUAAAAUUACAAACCCCUACCAAUAACUGUAAAUGAAAAUGAGUAGACUAAUAAUAUUAUAAUUAUAAUAAUCAUAAUGAUAGUAAUAAUGAAUACAAAUAUGCAUUUGAGAUCAUCUACAUUACAACUAUUCAUUUUCUCUAUAGAAAUAACGCCAUACCCAAUUAGUGGGCUAUCGAUUAUUACAAUUGAUUUAAUAAAUGAUUCUUAUACAAUAUUAUGACUGAUUGCUGUUUUCAAUACUUUUCUAAUGUCAACACAUUGUCUGCUUUGCAUAUUCAUCUGCUCUAUAUACCUGCCUUAAUUUACAGGUAAUGUUUCCCCUUUAGAAUGCAACUACCAGAAUACCUCACAUAGCAGUAACCGCUAGGGUUCUACCUUUAGAGUUGGUUUGUACUAUAGUACUGCUGUCAAUGAGAAUACUUUCCCAGUCAACACACCUGGUAAAAUGGUUUAGCUACAUACACCUGAUUAGCAAGACACUGAUUUGUUUAAUCGGGUGUGUUAGCAGUAGCACUGGUCUUGAUCAAAAGUCUGCAUACCCUGUGGGUCCACGGGACCAGGCUUGAGCAACGCUGCUUUAGCGUAACCUUUAGAUGUAAAUAGUAGUACUGAAAGUGCCCACUAAUGGCCCUAAGUAUGGCUGUGCACAAGCUUUGGCAUCUGUGUUACAAACUCUUUCUCUAGGACUAUAUUGCUGAUUGACUGACAGAUAGAUUACAUUGCUGGCAAUAACACUGUCUGGUGAGCAACUUUACAUCUCUGUUUUAAAACGGGAACGUUUAUUACUGUAUCAUUAACUUGUGUAGUGCGUGUCAACUUUAAAAAUAAAUUUAUGGUGUAUCACAUAAGGGAAUGUAGAUCCAUUGAAAUGCAUCUGUCUAUAAAUGUAUCUGUAUACUUCCUCGAAGCACUCACAACAAGGUGAAGUAAUGACGGAAUGUGAAUUACAGCUUUUCACUACAACUCCCACAAUCCUCAAGGAUUCUGCUUUAUGACUGAGAUGAGACAUAUAAUGUGUCACCAUGUUAGGUUGAGGAGAGGUGAUCUCCACAGAGAACUAAUCUGAAGAAUGUCCCGCCUAUAGAGAUACAACUAAAUGGGUUCUAUCUCUAGUCCUGUUUAAAAGCUUGUCAUUAUGUCAUUAUGUUAUUGGCAGGUAAAAGCCCUGAAGGAGAAGAUUGAGGUUGAGAAAGGGAAGGUUGGCUAUCCAGCCGCAGGGCAGAAGCUCAUUUAUGCAGGUAAGCGAGGCAGUUUAUCUUUAACUGCAUUGUUGGAGUAAUCUUGAAUGUCAACCCGACACAUCUGGAAUGUUGUAGCCUAUAUAUUUAAUUGAACAGGUUCUUCUUGUUGUGUUUUUAAAGGCAAAAUCUUGAAUGAUGACAUACCUCUAAAAGACUACAAAAUUGAUGAGAAAAACUUUGUGGUGGUCAUGGUUACAAAGGUAAGAUUUCAACACUAUUUUAAUGGAUUAUUUGGUAACCAUUCAUAUGUGAGGAUAAUAUGGUAUUGAUUAAUUUAUAGUAAACCUUAAUAAAGGACAAACAAGACAGACAUUAAAGUGCUAAUAAUACUGUCAUUACAGCAUUAAUGACAGUGGAAGCAGAAGUUUAUCAUUUGUAUUUUUAGAAAUAUCUUAUUCAUUGAUAUCUAAAGAUGAGAUAGUUGUCUGUAGUCACUGUGGUCAUCUCUGGGCAGUCCUAUUUGUUGUCUCCCUACAGCCCAAACCUCCAGCUCCUCCACAGAUUUCUCCUCAGGCAACCCCAGCCCCCGCCUCUACCCCUGCUCCUGCCCUUGCACCUCCUGUUGUUUCUGGGCUGUCCCUAUCAGACAUUGCCUGUCCUACUUCCUCUCCUGCCCCCAUGGAGAUCUCAACCCUCUCCCCUACACCCACACCCGCCCCUGCCUCAAACCCCACCAAAUCAGUGGAGCCCUCCACACCCCCGUCCCCUGCACCAGACCCUGCUUCUAUUCCCCCUGCAGCGCUGGGGGCCAGUGCAGCUUCAGCUCCAGCCGCAGCAGCAUGCCCCGUCCCUGUCUCCCCCUCAGAGGACAAGCCUUAUGAGGAGCACCCUGAACAGCCCCUCGCCACAACACCAGCCCUCUCCUCCUCUAGGUAUUGACAUAUGAUACAAUAUUUUGUUUCAAGAUUUGGAUGGCUACCAUGUUUUUAGUUAAUAAAUGUGUCUGUUUUGAUCAAUUAUUUUUCUCUCACAGCCUUGUUGAUGACUUAAGUCUCUUGGAAGAAGCAGCAUCAAUACUGGGUAAUGAAGAGUCUAGUCUAAUCUUUCACAUCACAAUAUCAUGCUUCGUCUUCCCAUUGAUUUAUGACCCUGUAUCCUUUUCCCCUCUCUUCGCGAGACAGUGACAGGACAAGCGUAUGAGAAUCUGGUGUCUGAAAUCAUGUCUAUGGGAUAUGAAAGGGAGCAGGUUAUUGCAGCGCUGCGAGCCAGUUACAACAACCCAGACAGAGCCGUGGAGUACCUGCUAAUGGUGAAUUUCCAUCCUAUCAGUGAUUUAAUGGUAAAUUAGUGUAUUAUUACCUAGAAGCAGUGGAGCCAGUUCCAAGGUUCCAUCACACUCUUUUCCAUCCAAAGACUCAGUGCCAGACUCUACUGACAAUCUGACAGCAGUAUGCACACAGAAUACAAAAGGAUUUUCAGUUCCAAAGCUGUACACAGUUGUUUGUGUGUUUAUCCAUCUGUGUCCUUUACAAUGAGAAGCGCUUUGAUCACUUGCAAAAGAGCAAUAUAAAUGCACUUCAUUAUUAUUAUUUCAUUUUCCUGAGGGAUCAUAAAUUCUUCUCUACAUCCUCCAGGGGAUUCCGUCCGAGGCUGACCUUCCGCCAGCGGAAGCGCUUCAACCCACAGCUCCGGUCAACCCCACUGCCCUAGCUCCUGCCCCAGCUCCUGCCCCAGCAUCUGCUCCAGCCACAGAUAUAGCCCAGCCCCCACCAGCAGCCACCAGUGAGACCCCCCCCCCACUCUUCUCUUGUUCUUUUACCAGCCUUAUGUUGCUCUCAUACCAACCAAUCAUUUCUCUGGACAAACACUGCCAGCCAGGCCCGGUCCUGGCCGUUCUUCCGCCCUUGGCGAUAUAAAAAAUGGAUGCCCUCCUUUCCCCAGAAAACUAGAAUAGUGUAGCCUACAGUGUCGGCCCGCAAUGGAAUUUUAUGAAUGCCCAUCCACGUCGUACCGUUUGUAAAACAGGCAGUUACAUUUACUUUAUUUAGCCUAGUCCUGAUUCCUGACCAAGGCUUAAUUAAAACUAAUCAUUUUGGCUAUUUAAGAUCUGCAUAUCAGCUACCCAAGUUUAUCAGGAGUUAUUUUGCACCUAUUUGCAAUCAGAAUCAAUGUGUUUUCACACAGCGAGAAAUGCAGAAGUAUUUUCUUCGCUAUGAUCAGCUCGUCAAAAAUUGAUGAAUAGGCCUACAAUUGAAAUUAUUGAUUCAUUACAAUUUAGCCCACGGAGUGAAACUCUCGGACAGCAGUCGUGAGUAGCUUAAUUUUAUUCCAUAUUGUCCAUUUUAUUUUGACCUGACCUGUUUUUAGGAUAUGGUGUUUGUUAACCUUUUACUGCAGUGGGCUAAAUCAGGGUCACACAGUGUUUCUUGGUAGUCUUAAACAAAUCGACUUUGAAACAAAAGUAUACACCUCACACACAUGGUUAUGGGCUUAAAAAAAGGACACCUGUACUAUGUCAGAUAUAGAGUUGAAAUGUAUUCCAUUUUGAGUUUGCAUCCCAAUAUUACACGUUAUAUACAUCACAGAAGACUGAAAUAUAACAAAACUGUUUGACAUAGAAACACCAGAUUUUUUGUAGUAACAAAAAAACCUUUAUUAAUUAUACAAUUAUGAAACAUAUUAAUAAUAUUCCACCCAUGAGGCCAAAGAGGGUGCUUUUGGUCAUUGACUGCAGGAAAGGGCUAUCAUGCAAAGUAAUAUUCAAAUCAAAGCACAUUUUUAAUUGAUAGGGUGCCAUUUAGACUAUUUGAUCAGAGAUGUGCAUGAUGUAAAAAAAAAUAAGUCUGUCUCAUAACAUUUUCAUAAAUAUGGUCUCCAGUUUGUAGGCUACAAGUAAGCAUUUCACUGUUAGUCUACACCUGUUGUCUAUGAAGCAUGUGACCAAUACAAUUUUAUUAUUUGAUUUGAAAAAACUCUUUCUACUAUAGGCUACAUGAUUUAUGUUAGAUGACUUGAGCGUUGGUGGAUUUGAGAUUUUGUGUCACUGGCCUACACACAAUACCACAUAAUGUCAAAGUGGAAUUGUGUUUUUAGACAUUUUUACUAAUUAAUUAAAAAUGAAAAGCUGAAAUGUCUUGAGUCAAGUAAUCAACCCCUUUGUUAUGGCAAGCCUAAAUAAGUUCAGGAGUAAAAAUGUGCUUAACAAGUCACAUAAUAAGUUGCAUGGACUCACUCUGUAUAUAAUUCCUCGCAAAGAAGGGUACCUAUUGGUAGAUGUAACUGUUUUAAAGUCACCAUUGGCCUCAAAUCCCUGAGUGGUUUCCUUCCUCUCCGGCAACUGAGUUAGGAAGGACGCCUGUAUCUUUGUAGUGAUCAACAACAUUGUAGUUACUCCACAAUACUAACCUAAAUGACAGCAUGAAAAGAAAGAAGCCUGUACAUAAUACAAAUAUUCCAAAACAUGCAUCCUGUUUGCAAUAAGGCACUAAAGUAAAACUGCAAAACAUGUGGCAAAGAAAUUAAUUUAAUGUCCUGAAUACAUCGCGUUAUGUUUGGGGCAAACACAACACAUCACUGAGUACCACACUUCAUAUUUUCAAGCAUGGUGGGGGCUGCAUCAUGUUAUGGGUAUGCCUGUCAUCGGCAAGGACUAGGGAGGUUUUUAGGAUAAAAAUAAACGGAAUAGAGCUAAGCACAGGCUUUCCAACAGACACUGGGAGGCAAAUUCACCUUUCAGCAGGACAAUAACCUAAAACACAAGGCCAUUUACACUGGAGUUGCUUACCAAGAUGUCAUUGAAUGUUCCUGAGUGGUCUAGAUACAGUUUUGACUUAAAUUGGCUUGAAAAUCUAUGGCAAGACUUGAAAAUGGCUGUCUAGUAAUGAUCAACAACCAACUUGACAGAGCUUGAAGAAAGCUAAAAUAAUAAAAAUAAUAAUGUGAAAAUAUUGUACAAUCCAGGUGUAUAUUGUACAAUCCAGCUCUUAGAGACUUACCCAGAAAGACUUACAGCUAAAUAAGUUCAGGGGUAAAAAUUUGCUUAACAAGUCACAUAAUAAGUUGCAUGGACUCUUUGUGCAAUAAUAGUGUUUAACAUGAUUUUUGAAUGACUACCUCAUCUCUGUACCCCACACAUUAUCUGUAAGGUCCUUCAAUCGAGCAGUGCAUUUCAAACACAGAUUCAACCACAAAGACCAGGGAGGUUUUCCAAUGCCUUGCAAAGAAGGGCACCUAUAGGUAGAUGGGUAAAAAUAAAAAAGCAGACAUUGAAUAUCCCUUUGAGCAUGGUGAAGUUAUUAAUUACACUUUGGAUGGUGUAUCAAUAUACCCAGUCACUACAAAGAUACAGGCGUCCUUCCUAACUCAGUUGCCGUAGAGGAAGGAAACCACUCAGGGAUUUCACCAUGAGUCCAAUGGUGACUUUAACAUAGUUACAGAGUUUAAUGGCUGUGAUAGGAGAAAACUGAGGAUGGAUCGAAAACAUUGUAGUUACUCCACAAUGCUAACCUAAUUGACAGAGUAAAAAGAAGGAAGCUUGUACAGAAGAUAAAUAUUCCAAAACAUGCAUCCUGUUUGCAACAAGGCACUGAAGUAAUUCUGCAAAAAAUGUGGCAAAGCAAUUAACUUUUUGUCCUGAAUACGUGUCUUGUUUGGGGCAAAUCCAAUGCAACACAUAACUGAGUACCCCUCUCCAUAUUUCCGAGCCUAGUGGUGACAGCAUCAUGUUAUGGGUAUGUUUGUAAUCGUUAAGGACUAUGGAGUUUUUCAGGAUAAAAAAGUAAUGGAAUUGAGCUAAGCACAGGUAAAAUCCUAUAGGAAAACCUGGUUCAGUCUGCUUUCCACCAGACACUGGGAUAUGAAUUCACCUUUCAGCAGGACAAUAACCUAAAACACAAGGCCAUAUACACUGGAGUUGCUUACCAAUAUGUCAUUGAAUGUUCCUGAGUGGUCUAGAUACAGUUUUGACUUAAAUAUACUUGAAAACCUAUGGUAAGACCUGAAAAUGGUUGUCUAGCAAUGAUCAACAACCAAUUUGACAGAGCUUGAAGAAUUUUGAAAAUAAUAAUGGCCAAAUGUUCCACAAUCCAGGUGUGGAAAGCGCUUAGAGACUUACCUAGAAAGAGUCACAGCUGUAAUUGCUGCCAAAUGUGCUUCUACAAGGUAUUGACUCAGGGGUGUGAAUACUUAUGUAAAGUUAGACAUUUCUGUAUUUCAUUUUCAAUGCAUUUGCAUACAUUUCUAAAAACAUGUUUUCACUUUGUUAUUAUGGGGUAUUGUUUGUAGAUGGGUGAGAGAAUUUUUUUUAAUCCAUUUUGAAUUCAGGAUGUAACACAUUUUGUUGUUGUUGAAUAAGUCAAGGAAUAUGAAUACUUUCUGAAGGCACUGUAUAUACAUUUUCAUUGUUUUUAGGCAGAAUUAUGUGAGGUGUUAUGUGUUGUUGGAGGUGCGUCUUGGUCAGUUUAGUUUGGAAAAUGCAGCACUCGUCAAUGUGUCGCCCUAGGCAGCCGCCUAAUCCUUCCUAAUGGGCAGGUCAGCCCUGCUGUCAGCUCACUACUCUGUUUCAUAGACGUCUUUGAACUCUGUGUCCAUACAUUCUUGUUUUGCAGCAGACGCAGUGUCUUCAACCCAGCAGCUCCCCUCGUCUGGUGGGCUGACUGGUGUGCUUUCUGGUGGGCUAACUGGUGGGCUUACUGGUGGGCUUACUGGUGGAGGUACUGGGGUUGGGAACCCCCUGGAGUUCCUGAGGAACCAGCCACAAUUCCAGCAGAUGAGACAGAUCAUCCAGCAGAACCCAGCUCUCCUUCCUGCCCUGCUCCAGCAGCUGGGCAGAGACAACCCCCAGCUGCUGCAGGUUAGUGGGGAGACUGGACAUCCCAGUGUCUGCAUGCUGUCUUUCUCCAUCCACGUAGCCAUGCUUCUCAGCUUGGCUUUCCAGACGCAAGCGGGUCUGAUGGGAGGCUGGGAAUAUUCUGCACUUUAGAUUCUGUUUUGGUUUAGCCUACUAAAAAGGAAAUUCUAUUUGUAUUCGUAAGGGUUUAUAGGGAGAUGUUCUUUCUUUGCAGCAAAUUACCCAGCACCAGGAACGGUUUGUGCAGAUGCUGAACGAGCCACAAGGAGGAGAGAUGGUAGAGGAGGGAGCUGAGGCCCAGGGGGCGCCACAGACUAACUACAUCCAGGUCACCCCACAAGAGAAGGAGGCCAUCGAGAGGGUAGGAGUAUUUAUGGUUACUAAUUAUAAUUUAACUAAUUCAAUAUUACCUUAUCAAUUGGUAAGCUCCCUUUGUGUCAUUGGUUAUGUGUUUCCGAGCUGACAGUUGCAAAUGUGUUUUCUUUACAGUUAAAAGCCUUGGGAUUUCCAGAGGGACUUGUCAUUCAAGCGUAUUUCGCAUGUGAGAAGAACGAGAAUUUAGCUGCCAAUUUUCUGCUCCAACAAACGUUUGAUGACGAGUGAACGUGGCUGCGUUGGCAUGAAGGGGAAGAAAGCAGGGCUAGAGAAUGAGUGAUAGUGCUACAGAAUAUGCUUUUGAAGGAAGGAGUGGAAAAGGUUACCCAAAGUGACUGGUCUUCCAGGAUGCUUUUCAUUGGACAAAGACGUGAUGUGUUGUUACUGUGAGCUAGGCCUUCUCCAUUCUGAGUGUUAGCUCUCCGUGGGCUCUCUCUCUCACUGCUGCUAUUACUGCUGCUUGUGCUGUGUCAAUCUAUAGAGUUACUGUGGCAGCUUGCCCUCAUCAUAUAUUGCUUUUCAACUCCUCACAAAUAUAACCCCAAACAUACAUUAGCUGGUUGAUACAUAUUUGUUAUGUGAGCCUCAUCUCCUGCGAAAAUAUACUUGAGUUUCCUGUGAUAAAGUGACAAAACCAGCAAAAUGGCCAUGGAACUCAAAUGUGUUGUUUGUUUUUAGGCCGAGGCUGCGGAUCCGACAUUUCUCUGCCCUUCUUUCUGACAACCUAAGGUCCCGAAGCUUCUGCGCAUGUGUGGGAUUCUCUACUCUACGCACAGUCUCUGCUCAACUAAUAGAGAACCCCUUUCACAUUUCUCACUGUCAAUCGUGAAUGAUAAUUCUUUAAAUUUUACAGGUGAAACGUCCAUGCAGCAUCUGC
Molecule: messenger RNA, 8959 nt
Organism: Coregonus sp. 'balchen'
Lineage: Eukaryota; Metazoa; Chordata; Actinopteri; Salmoniformes; Salmonidae
Source: the annotation of a GenBank genome assembly